CGAGGCGGCGCGGGCCCGGGCCCGGGCCCGGAGAUGAGGCCAGGAUGUCGGUGUCAGGGCUCAAGGCCGAGCUGAAGUUCCUCGAGUCCAUCUUCGACAAGGACCACGAGCGCUUCCGCAUCGUCUCCUGGAAGCUGGACGAGCUGCACUGCCAGUUCGUGCUCCUGCCGCCGCCGCCGGGCUCCGGCCCUCCGCCGCCGCCGCCGCUCACCAUCCACUGCAACAUCACGGAAUCUUACCCCUCUUCAUCACCAAUAUGGUUUGUAGAAUCAGAUGACCCAAACCUGACUUCAGUCUUGGAGCGUCUAGAAGAUAUUAAGAAGAGCAAUACUCUGCUUCUCCAGCAGCUGAAGCGAUUAAUAUGUGACCUCUGCAGAUUGUAUAAUCUUCCUCAGCAUCCAGAUGUUGAAAUGUUAGAUCAGCCGUUACCAGCUGGACAGAAUGGAACGACAGAAGAAGUUACAUCGGAGGAGGAGGAGGAGGAAGAUAUGGGUGAAGACAUUGAAGAUCUGGAUCACUAUGAUAUGAAGGAGGAGGAACCAGUUGAUGGGAAGAAAUCCGAGGAUGAAGGCAUUGAAAAAGAGAACCUUGCAAUCUUAGAAAAAAUCAGAAAAAAUCAAAGGCAAGAUCACUUAAAUGGUGCAGUCUCUGGGUCAGUUCAGGCUUCAGAUCGACUUAUGAAGGAACUCAGGGAUAUAUAUAGAUCACAGAGUUAUAAAACAGGGAUAUAUUCAGUGGAACUGGUAAAUGACAGCUUGUAUGAAUGGCAUGUUAAGCUUCUGAAGGUUGAUCCUGACAGCCCCCUGCAUAGUGAUCUUCAGGUCUUGAAAGAAAAAGAAGGCGUGGAAUACAUUUUACUCAACUUCUCUUUUAAGGAUAACUUCCCUUUUGAUCCUCCCUUUGUGAGAGUAGUAUCUCCUGUGCUCACAGGAGGAUACGUCCUAGGUGGAGGUGCAUUAUGCAUGGAACUUCUUACUAAACAGGGCUGGAGCAGUGCCUAUUCAAUAGAAUCAGUCAUCAUGCAGAUCAAUGCCACUUUAGUCAAAGGAAAAGCCAGAGUUCAGUUUGGAGCCAAUAAGAAUCAAUAUAACCUAGCAAGAGCACAGCAGUCCUAUAAGUCACUAGUACAAAUACAUGAGAAAAAUGGCUGGUACACUCCUCCAAAAGAAGACGGUUAAUACAGAGGACUGUUGUAUAUCUGGACCAAUGCCAACAAAAGAGCUCUUUUUAACGUUUUCCAACACAGAGACUCGAGCUAUGAGUGCCCCUAUAACAGCCGUACUGAAGACUUUAGCUAUUAGAUAAGUUAGUGGAUAAUCUGUCAACUGACACGUCGAGUAUAAGUUGCAGCCUUACCAUUCCGCUCUUCUUAGGCAUCUUGGACUGAGCAGUCUGGGCCUUUGCUGUAUUUGUUCUUCAUGGAUUAAGCAUAUUUGGGCCACUCCCUCCCUUCUCUCUUUUUUAAUUUGGAAGUGUAAUGCUGCAGUGGGCUGCUGCGUUCCCCAGGAGCGUUCAGCAGGAGUUGGUCACACUUCUUACCUUUCGCAGGAUGCAGAGCGCCGAGAUUUGAGUUGUGUCGUUCCAUUUGAAGUCAGGAGGUUUAAUAUGUUGUUUAAUACUGUUAUAGGAAAUGUCAGACCUUGCAAAUCACAGUAGUUUUCUGGUCUAAAAUGACAGCGUUUGUAGUAUUUCCAAAUUAAUGAUAUAGGAAAAGCACAUGUAUGUUAAGUCAUUAAACAUUUUCAUGGCUGGAUGAGAA
Tympanuchus pallidicinctus (lesser prairie-chicken) is the source of this 1759-nucleotide messenger RNA. RefSeq names its product ubiquitin conjugating enzyme E2 Q2 (gene UBE2Q2). The record is from RefSeq and is a predicted model, not a curated record. The transcript is spliced from 13 exons. NCBI's taxonomy places the organism in Eukaryota, Metazoa, Chordata, Aves, Galliformes, Phasianidae. Bases 45 to 1178 code for a protein of 377 amino acids. Gene Ontology annotation, molecular function: protein binding.